Cyclocybe aegerita is the source of this 417-nucleotide messenger RNA. The record is from the annotation of a GenBank genome assembly. NCBI's taxonomy places the organism in Eukaryota, Fungi, Basidiomycota, Agaricomycetes, Agaricales, Hemipholiotaceae.
AUGAUCGAUUGCCGAGCCCUGCGCCACUUUUUGCAUCUUUGGACGUCGACAUUUUCUGGGCCCGUGUCGCGUGCUGCUGAGGAACACCUUACAGCUUCCUCCUAUUGCCACCAAUUACCACCAUACGAGGCUAAUCAUUCGCAAGGCUCGAGAAGGACGAAAAUGAAUCGAAUCAGUAUUCAAAGAGUGACAAUCAACAUCAACAGGAGCCUCUCGAGCAGAACAUUUUGGACAGUUGGCCCAUGGCAAGGACAGAUCAAGAACCCCGUCGCAGGAAACAGACCGCAGCCAAAGAAAGUAGAUACGAGCCAUACAACCAAAGUUCAAGACGACAAAAAGAGCCCAGAUCUCAAAGAAAAUGCCAAGGGGAAAGAAACUAAGGAUGCUAGAAAGCCGAGCUUAAGUUCUUCGAAAUGA